UUCCGGCCCCUCCCCCCCGGGGCCCCGCAGCCGUCCUGCGCGUGGCAGGAAGAGCCCCUCCCCCCCCCGCCCUUCCUGCCCCUCCCCCCCCCCGGGAACGAGGCGGGAGGAGGGGGGAGGGGAACGGAGGCGGCUGCGCCCCAUAGCGGUGACCGGCCCCAUAGCAGUGACCGGCCCCAUAGCAUCGACCGGCCCCAUAGCGCCGACCAGCCCCACAGCGGUGACCUGCCCCAUAGCAUCGACCUGCCCCAUAGCGCCGACCAGCCCCACAGCGGUGACUGGCCCCACAGCGGUGACCUGCCCCAUAGCAGUGACCGGCCCCACAGCACUGACCAGCCCCAUAGCGGUGACCGGCCCCACAGCGGUGACCGGCCCCACAGUGCUGACCGGCCCCAUAGCGGUGACCGGCCCCACAGCGGUGACCUGCCCCACAGCGCCGACCGGCCCCACAGCACUGACCGCUCCCAUAGCCAUGACCGGCCCCAUAGCGCCGACCGGCCCCAUAGCGGUGACCAGACCCAUAGCGGUGUCCAGCCCCAUAGCGGUGGCUGCUCCCCAUAGGGAACCCAGACAUCUGUGCCCCAUAGCAGAGCCCAGGCCCCACUGGGGCGUCUAGACCCCAGAGAGGACCCCAUAGCCCCACAGCAGCAUUAGAGCCCCAUAUGGGACCCAGGUGUGUCACCCCAUGACAGUGUCUGGGCCCCACUGAACUCUUUGGGCCCUAUGGCAGCAUCCAGGCCCCACAGAGGGCCACAGUGAUGCCCCGCCCCACAGCAGUGUCCCUGCCCCACAGCGACGUCCCUGCCCCACAGCAGUGUCCCUGCCCCACAGCGAUGUCCCUGCCCCACAGCAGUGUCCCUGCCCCACAGCGAUGUCCCUGCCCCACAUCACUGUCCCUGCCCCACAGUGAUGUCCCUGCCCCACAGCGAUGUCCCUGUGCCACAGCAGUGUCCCUGCCCCACAGUGAUGUCCCUGCCCCAGAGCGAUGUCCCUGCCCCACAGCACUGUCCCUGCCCCAGAGCGAUGACCCUGCCCCACAGCGAUGUCCCUGCCCCACAGCCCUGUCCCUGCUAAAGAGCAAUGACCCUGCCCCACUGCGAUGUCCCUGCCCCACAGCCCUGUCCCUGCCCCAGCGCAAUGUCUCUGCCCCAGAGCAAUGUCCCUGCCCCACAUCGAUGUCUCUGUGCCACAGUGAUGUCCCUGCCCCGGAGCAAUGUCCCUGCCCCACAGCCCUGUCCCUGCCCCACAGCGAUGUCCCCCAUUGGCGUCAACAGGAAGGGGGGUGCCGGUGCCAGCGGGGGGCGGGGGAGGGGGUUCCUUCCUGGCGGGGGGGAGGGGCACUGGGGGGUGUCUCCCCUCCCCCCCCCCCUUUAUCAUCUCCCCACCGGCCCCACCCCACUGAGCCCACAGCAGCCACAGCGCGGCCACCGCGACCCCCAACCCCGCCGCGACCUUGACCUGCCCUUGACCCCCCCCGCCCGUGUCCCCGCAUGACCCCGGCGCUGGGCUGGGGGGUGACCCUGGGCUUGGCCCUGGGCGCGGUGGGGUGGGGGCUGCUGGUGGCCUCCCUGCCCCAUAGCGUGUGGGGCAUGGCCGGGGGUCAGGCCACCGCCGUGGCCUCCGUCGCCAUCACCCGCGGGCUCUGGAACGACUGCGCCACCGACGCCAGUGGGGUGACAUCGUGUGUGCCCCUCGUGUCCCUCAUCACCCUGCCCGGGUACCUGCAGGGCUCCCGGCUCCUCGCGGUGCUCGCAGCGCUCCUGGGGGUGCCGGGGCUGGCGCUGGGGGGGGGCAGCGGCGCGCGCAGGAGCGCCCGCGCGGCAGGGGGCGCCCUUCUGCUGCUGGCAGGCCUGUGCUCGUUGGCAGCUGCCGGUUGGUUCGCGGCCGCCACCAGCCAGGAGUUCUUCGACCCCCAACACAACGGAGUCCGGUUCGAGCCGGGCCCGGGGGUGCUGCUGGCGGGGGGGGGCGGGGCCAUGGCCGCGGUGGGCGGGGCCGUGGUGAUGGCGGCCGCGAGGGGCCCCCCCCGGAGCCGCAGCGCCCCUCCCCCGGCCGCCAGCCUCGGGGACAAGUACGUGCGGAACGCCUACGUGUGACGUCACGGGGUCACGGCGGGGGCAAACCCCGCCCCCCCAUCGGCGGGCAUCGACCACCCCCCCCCCCCAACGAGGACCCACCAGCGCCCCCCCAAUUGCCCCCCAUUGCCCCUACUGCACCCUCAUUGCCCCCCAUAGUGCCCCCAUUGCUCCCCAUACUGCCCCCAUUGCACCCCAUUGCCCCUCCCAUUGCCCCAUAGUGCUCCCCAAUUGCCUCCAUUGCCCCCCCAGUACUCCCCAAUUGCCCCCCAGUGCUCCCAGUGCCCCCAUUGCCCCCCUCAGUGCCCCUCAAUUGCCCCCCGUAGUGCCCCCAUUGCCCCCCUUAGUGCCCCCAUAGUGCCCCCAUUGUACCCCCAUUGUACCCCCAUUGCCCCUCCAUUGCCCCCCAUUGCCCCCCAGUUGCCCCCACGGGCAGGCAGGGGCGGGGGGGGGCCGUUCUGGUGUGUCCUGGUGUAAACCGGGGUCCCGCGGGCGCCAAUGCCCCCCCCCCAAACCCUC
This is a messenger RNA of Strigops habroptila (Kakapo), 2594 nucleotides long. Its product is annotated as claudin-15-like. The record is from RefSeq and is a predicted model, not a curated record. Gene Ontology annotation, cellular component: plasma membrane; bicellular tight junction. Bases 1491 to 2096 code for a protein of 201 amino acids. Lineage: Eukaryota; Metazoa; Chordata; Aves; Psittaciformes; Psittacidae. Gene Ontology annotation, biological process: bicellular tight junction assembly; cell adhesion. Gene Ontology annotation, molecular function: structural molecule activity. The transcript has 5 exons.